CAGUUUUCUAGGUUAUACUCGUAUUCCAAUGUGUUUGUUUUAAUCGGAUUGAUGGAGCUUACUCAAUAUUUACUUUGGCACUAAUUUAUGUGCUCCACUUAUUUCACGGGUCUUGCGAAGGUUUCGUGUUCACGGCUUGAUCUCGAACAAUGGAAGGAGGAAGCGACUUGGACGCCCAGAUAGAGAAAUUGCUGAAUGUGGAGAAGCAAAUGAGGCUCGCUGGUGACCUGGCCGGGACCAAGAAGGCUGCCACCGAAAUUCUCGAGCUUUGCUUCAAAGCUGGUGCGUGGAAGACCCUUAAUGACCAGAUUCUGGUCUUGUCCAAGAGCCGUGGCCAGCUCAAGCAGGUUUGUUUCUAUGUUGGCCGUAACUGCAUUAGUCCAGUAAGCAAUGCAAUAUAUUGAUCAAACACCUGAUCUUGAAACUCGUAUGGAGCUGAUUAAAACACUAAAUAAUAUUUCUGCUGGGAAGGUAAGCAUUCGUUGGGAUGCUUCUCAUUUUGUAAUUUGAUUUUAUGUAACAUGAGCUUUUUUCUUUUUCUUUAGAUAUAUGUUCUUUAGUAUAUGAAUUCUAGAUAUUUUAGGGAAGGGUCAACUCCUUGACGAAGGGUUAGUGAGGACACUUGUAUUUGUGCUUUUCGUUGAUGUAAUUAACUGUUAGAUUAAAGGCG
Molecule: messenger RNA, 670 nt
Organism: Argentina anserina (silverweed cinquefoil)
Lineage: Eukaryota; Viridiplantae; Streptophyta; Magnoliopsida; Rosales; Rosaceae
Product: 26S proteasome non-ATPase regulatory subunit 12 homolog B-like
Exons: 3
Coding region: 150-404 (84 amino acids)
Cellular component (GO): cytoplasm; proteasome regulatory particle, lid subcomplex
Source: RefSeq, a predicted model, not a curated record